AUGCAGGCUGUUUAUAAAAUAUGGGAGGACGCGUGCACCGAGGAGGAUGAGUUUGGCGAGGUGGAAGGCUUCCAUAGCGAGGUUGAGGACUUUGAGAAUGAGACAAGCAAAGCUGCGGACUAUGAGUCGCUGCGGCAGGAGGCCCGCGACACCUUGCUGAAGGCAGCGAUGAACGGGACCCUUGGGGCUGCCUUCCGCACAGUUCGCGGCAAGGCCGAGCCAGCUGAGCCACCGGUGGAUGUGGAGGCCCUGCGUAGCGAGGCCCGCGACGCCUUGCUCAAGGCCGCGCAGAGUGGGCGACUGGCGAACGCCUUCCGCCAGAUGCGCGAGAAGGACGAGACGGAAGUGCUGCGGGAACAGGCAAGGGACACCCUGCUGGCCGCGGCCGGGGACGGGCGACUCAGCGCCGCCCUGCACCAAGCCCGAAGUGAGGCUGAGAUUGAGACGCUGCGUUCCCAGGCGGCGGGGGCGCUGCUGCGCGCCACCGCGGACGGGCGCCUCAAGGAGGCCUUGCUGAAGACCCGGGAGGAUGCUCAGGCCAGCGCCUUGGAGGCGGCGCGCCUGGAGGCCCGCGCCACCUUGGUGCGCGCGGCCAUGGACGGGCGCCUGUCGACUGCCCUGGAGACGGCCCGCGAGGAGUCUCUGCGAUUGGAGGCCCGGGACCUGUUGCUGUCUGCGGCGCGGGACGGGCGCCUGACCACUGCCCUGCAGAGCGUGCAGAAGGAUCCUGUCGAGGCUGUCCGCGAGAAGGCCCGGCUGGCGCUCAUGAAGACGGCGGAGGGCGGAAAGUUGGAGAGCGCCAUGGCAGAGAUCAUGGAGACCCGCAAGGCGUCCGAGGCGCAGGUCGAGCCAACCCCGUUCCAGUUCUGCCCCUCUGUGGGCACCUGGAUGCUGCCGACUUUCAAGGUGCAGCCAGCCGUGCCGCAGCCCGCGGCCGAGGAAGCGGCGGCGGCUGUCACGGAAGCCGCUCCUGCAAAGAUCACUCGCUCGCCCUCGAUCUCGAAAUUGACUGGCAAGACGAAGCGCCGCAUCAUCGGCGCGGUGGUGCGCGCCCCGAGCGAGUCCGUGCCUGUGGAUCCGGCACCGCCGGUGUCCUCACCAAAGUCCGACCGCCGCUUCAUCCUGGCGGGAUCUCCUUCCAACGCGCUGCGCCACAAGGAGCCUAUGAGCUUCCACAUUGGAGAGGAGUCGGAGAAGAAGGGCUUCGGGCGUCAGUCCAGCAUCUCCGCCAUGUUCGAGGCGAUGGGCGCCACGGAGCUCUACCGCAUGGAUUCCGAGGAGGCGCCGGCAGCCAGGCCCACAUCCGGCUCCAAGCCUGGCACUCCAGGCCGCAUGGCGAAGUCGGCUUCAACAGGCUCCGUGACCGCGGCGGUGUCGGCCAUGGCCUUGGACCUGGGCCUGGGCGGCCAGAAGGACCGCAUCGGCACACCUUCCAUGGGCUCCCGGUGCUCAUCGGCCGGCUCGCUGAAGCCACUGAAGACAAACAAGUUUGGCAAGGCACGGGGCCGCGCGCGCUCGCGCUCUCGCGGGUGCACGGACGGCCAGGCCGCACAGCUUCCCUUCCUCAAGAACGGCAGUACCUCAGUGGACUGGUCCAUCAGCCACGUGUCAGUGAUGCUGGUGCCUGCAGCAAGCGAUCUCCGGUGGAUGGCGUUUUUCCGGGCGGUGCUGGCCUGGUUCGAUCUCGCUGAUUCGUCCUUCAAUCUCUGGCAGAGUUCAGGCGCCGGCCUGCUCGUGGCCAUUCGGGAAAGCUUCAUCUACUGGCAGGGCUAG
This is a messenger RNA of Effrenium voratum, 1773 nucleotides long. The record is from the annotation of a GenBank genome assembly. Lineage: Eukaryota; Dinophyceae; Suessiales; Symbiodiniaceae.